Anastrepha ludens (Mexican fruit fly) is the source of this 1705-nucleotide messenger RNA. RefSeq names its product alanine--glyoxylate aminotransferase (gene Agxt). The transcript has 3 exons. Bases 433 to 1608 code for a protein of 391 amino acids. Gene Ontology annotation, molecular function: L-serine:pyruvate transaminase activity; L-alanine:glyoxylate transaminase activity. The record is from RefSeq and is a predicted model, not a curated record. Gene Ontology annotation, cellular component: peroxisome. Lineage: Eukaryota; Metazoa; Arthropoda; Insecta; Diptera; Tephritidae.
GAAAAGCAGCUUCAUUCCCAGCCAGUCGACUGCUGAUAGUAAACAAUUUUGUGGUUUCGUUAAAUAUAAAAUCCCACGAAUAAUAAGAAAAAAACAGAAAUAAAGUAAACAAAUGAAAAAAGUGAAUACAAAAACUUAGUAUUUCUGAACUAAAAAUUGUGGUUUUCUUCGAGUUAAGUCACUUGAUAUUGUAAAUACAUAACUGUGAUAAUAAACUGUGGUCACUAGCCAACCUCAAAUGGUCUGAGUGCAUGUAUACUUAUACAUUCCCAAUACCACCACUCUAGUCUAUAUAAAAGUUUGCUUGCAAGGGAAAAUUUAUUAAUAAUCAUUUAUUGGUGCUGUGAAUGACAUAAAAAGUGUCGCGAGUCGCUCAAUUUUAAGGAAAACUCUCGAAAAGAAAAAAAUUAAAUAUAUUAUAAAUUUAUUCAAAUGGAAUUGCCUGCGCCCGAGUCCUUGAAGCACUCACUCUAUGUGCCGAAUAAAACGUUAAUGGGGCCCGGUCCAUCGAAUUGCUCGCAACGUGUACUCGAUUCGUUGAGUAAUCCCAUUUUGGGACAUAUGCAUCCGGAAUGUUUUGAGAUCAUGGACGAAAUCAAGGCGGGUAUCAAAUACCUUUUCCAAACAAAAAACGAGGCCACAAUGUGCAUCAGCGGCUCUGGACAUGCCGGCAUGGAAACCGCUUUAGUGAAUCUCGUUGAAGAUGGCGAUAUUGUACUCCUAGGCUGCACCGGUUUGUGGGGACAUCGCGCUGCUCAAAUGGUUAAGCGUGUAAAUGGUGACGUGCGGUAUGUGGAGGCACGUUUCGGGCGCUCACUUACCUUCAAAGAAAUCGAAUUCGCUUUUGAGGGGCACAAACCACAAGUCUUCUUCAUUGCUCAAGGUGAUUCUUCUACGGGUAUACUGCAACCUCAUUUGAAGGAAAUCGGUGAACUUUGUCAGAAAUAUAAUUGCCUAUUUGUGGUUGACACAGUUGCCUCACUGGGUGGCACAGAAUUUCUUAUGGAUAGUUGGAAAGUAGAUAUGGCAUAUACGGGCUCACAGAAAACGCUUGGUGCCCCACCCGGCAUAACACCUGUCUCAUUUAGCGACCGUGCCAUCGCACGUAUUAAAGCACGCAAAUCGUAUGUCAAGUCCUACUACUUUGAUGCGCUCCUUGUGGGACAAUAUUGGAAUUGCUUUGAUAUGCCACGCAUCUAUCAUCACACCAUCUCGUCGACGCUAUUGUAUGGUUUACGCGAGGCAUUGGCCCAAUUUUGCGCAUUGGGACGAAAACGUGUGAUACAUCGCCAUCAGGAGUGUUCACAUCGGCUGCAAUGUGGUGUACAGGAUAUAGGAUUGGAGAUGUUCGUGCCCAAUGCCAAUGACCGCUUGCCCACAGUGAACACAAUUAAAAUACCAGUCGGUGUGGACUGGCAUAAAGUUUCUGAAUAUGCGAUGAGAAAAUACAACUUAGAGAUAAGCGGCGGCUUGGGACCCACUGUCGAACAAGUGUUCCGUAUUGGCUUAAUGGGGGAGAAUGCCACAUUCGAGCGUGUCGAUCUGGUGCUCAAUAUUAUGCAUGAAGCCAUACAAAGCGCGAAAUUGAAGGAAAAAUCGAAAAUUUAAUUUUUUAUGUCAGAUUUUAUGCUUUCACAAACCUACACAAACACAUACAUACAUAUGUAUGUACAUAUAAACUGUAUACCCACCGAGAUUAAUUGAA